Messenger RNA from Hemisphaericaspora subhashii, 882 nucleotides. Its product is annotated as aminodeoxychorismate lyase. Bases 1 to 882 code for a protein of 293 amino acids. The transcript has a single exon. The record is from RefSeq and is a predicted model, not a curated record. Lineage: Eukaryota; Fungi; Ascomycota; Pichiomycetes; Serinales; Debaryomycetaceae. Gene Ontology annotation, molecular function: catalytic activity.
AUGACUAGCAAUUCAUCUGCACACCAUAAAAUCAAGUCGAUUGAUGAAGUAAUCACCAGCAUCCAUGAAGACUAUAUCCAAAAAGAUUUUCCAAAACAGUAUAAUCACGAUUUCGAAAUCCUUUCAACGAUACGAUAUGACCCAUUAUUAUCAAGAAUACCACCGAUGAUUUAUGACGAAAUAUCCAGUGUUAAUUUCUUCUUAUUAUCUGAGCAUAUCGAGAGAUUGAAAUUCACAUUGGCAUAUUUCCAUCAUCAAUUCAAAACAACUAUGGAUUUUGAAAUUACUGAACUGGGUCUAUUGGAACAAUUAAUCCGAGCAAUGAAAUAUGCUCAAAGACCAGUCAUGUUACCUUAUAAAUAUAGAGUAUUAGUAGAUCUUUCCGGGAAUGUUCGGGUCGAGAUUCAUGAUACUGAUCAUAGAGACGAUUUAUUAGCUGGAAUGUUUCCAUGUUUGGUCGAUGAGACAUUAAUGGGAAUGAGUAAUGUCGAUGAGGUUUGGGAUGUAUAUAUCGACUCUAAACAAACAUUGAUAUCACCAUUCACGUCAUUUAAAACCACAAAAAGGGAUGCAUAUAAUGAAGUCAGGGCAAGGAUAUUACCUGGCUUAAGACCAGGAAAGGAGGAGGUGUUGUUAUAUAAUACCCUGAAUAAACUUAUGGAAGGGUCUAUAACAAAUGUUGCCAUAAAGAGAUUUUCUGAUGGGAAAUGGAUAACACCAUUAUUGAGUUCGGGGUGUCUUUGUGGGGUAACUAGAAGUUUCUUGUUAAAGAAGGAUUUCAUAGAAGAAGAUUCGAUAGAUAUUGAUGAUUUACUUCCUGGAAUGGAUAUAUUGUUGUUUAAUGGAGUAAUGGGAGUAGUCAGAGGAAGAAUAAUUGGAUAG